Messenger RNA from Macrosiphum euphorbiae (potato aphid), 651 nucleotides. The record is from the annotation of a GenBank genome assembly. NCBI's taxonomy places the organism in Eukaryota, Metazoa, Arthropoda, Insecta, Hemiptera, Aphididae.
AUGACCUUCACUAGAUCCCGUUCUCUUAUAAUGUCCCCAUACUUCAUCAAUAGUAUAGCUAUUACUCGUACUAUGGACUAUGUCGUGGAUCUUGGUUUCAAGCUAAGCUGCAAUCUUGACCCGACUGCUCACAUUGAGUACGUGUGUUGUAAAGCUUUGAAACCCCUUGGUCUUGUCAUCCGAUUAGUAAAGGAUUUUCGGCUUGAAUCGUCAUUAAAAACACUUUUCUGUGCGCUUGUGCGCCCCAUUUUAGAAUAUGGAACCGUAAUAUGGGAUCCUCAUACUGCAGACAAUGCAAGGCAAAUUGUGCGUGUUCAGCGCCGGUUCCUAUGCUAUGCUGGUCAUAUCCUUAAGAUUCCUCGUGCACCUCAUAACUAUACACCGGUUGCUAUUCAUCUAGGUAUGGCAUCCUUAGCCGAACGUCGCCGUGUCGCAGGUCUUAAAUUCCUAGCGGGUCUUUUAAACAAUAAUAUAGAUUCUCCAGUCCUUCUCCCGCAAAUCUCCAUUAGAGUUCCAUCCCGUCCAUCCCGCUCAAAGGCCCUCUUCUAUGUCCCGCACGCCACCACUAACUAUAUGGCUAAUGUGUCUUUAAGACGCCUAAUGUCGUCUGCCAACCAAGAACCUUCCUUCGAAGAAUUGCUAAAUUUUUAA